AUGGUUAAACGAAAAUCAAUCAGAAGCAGUAUACCUUUAGAAGACAAAAGAACUAUAACGUAUGUUAAUAAUGCAUAUGAUGCUAUUUUACAAAAACCAGAUAUUAAAAAUGUUAUUGUUUUGAAUUUUGCUGGAAUUAUCAUUAAAACAACAAUGGAUCUUGAUACUGGUUAUGUUGAAAGUGGUAUUUAUCUUUCAUUAUAUGAAAAAGCACUUUAUAUUUUACAACAAAUUGAUCCAAAUGAUGAAGUACUUUGUGUUAGAGUCCGAACUAAAUAUCAUGAAACCAUAAUGACACCAGAUAAAAAAAUUUUAUUUAUAGUUACACAAAAUCCAACUGAUAGAAUCAAUGAAUACAAGGAUGAAAUUGAAGAAAAUAAAGAU
Messenger RNA from Condylostylus longicornis, 384 nucleotides. Its product is annotated as dynein light chain roadblock-type 2-like. The annotation marks the transcript as partial. The transcript has 2 exons. Gene Ontology annotation, biological process: microtubule-based movement. NCBI's taxonomy places the organism in Eukaryota, Metazoa, Arthropoda, Insecta, Diptera, Dolichopodidae. The record is from RefSeq and is a predicted model, not a curated record. Gene Ontology annotation, cellular component: cytoplasm; centrosome; cytoplasmic dynein complex. Gene Ontology annotation, molecular function: dynein intermediate chain binding.